Molecule: messenger RNA, 2475 nt
Organism: Tuber aestivum (summer truffle)
Lineage: Eukaryota; Fungi; Ascomycota; Pezizomycetes; Pezizales; Tuberaceae
Source: the annotation of a GenBank genome assembly
AUGUCACAUCCAUCAGUAGGAGGAGGGUAUAAGGAGGAGCCGGCCACUGAACCGGAUACCCAUCCAGGUCACCCUCAGCAGCACCCACCGCCACCGUCAUCUGCGUCAACCCAGCAUCCCCAGCAACAGCAGCAACAACAGCAGCAGCAGAGCCAGCAUCCCCGACCUAGCCUGCCUCAUCAACAGCAACAUUCAGGGCAACCCACUCCUUCGUCAACUGCCUUCCCGUCACCACAUCCUCCUCCACAACAAUCAUCUUUUGCUCAGUCACCCAGUCUGCCUGGAUCUCAGCAUUCUCAUCCGCAAGACAUCGCCUAUUAUACCCAUCCCUCCCCCUACGGCACCCCAGGCGGUAGUGGCCCUUCUUACCCAUCUCAAGGUGCGUAAAUGUUGCUUGUUUCUCCCCUACGUGUUAUGCUCUUUUUUUCUUUUUUACCCUCCUAGUGCCCACGUCGUUGUCUGCUUCUCGCUAGCUCUUGCUGGCAAGUUCAACAGGCAUCUUUGGCUCACCAUUGACUGUAGUAGCAGAGGGAACAGAUCUUAUGGCAACGCACACAAUGAAUCGCCCGCAAUACCCCCCUAUUUACCAUACUCCUCAGUCCAAUUCACCGGCAUCUGUCGCGUCUCCCACAGCGCCAGAUCAUCGGUCUGUUUACACUACACAGCCCAUGCAAACCCCAAUGUACGGCUAUCCACAGCAGUACCCCUCGAUGCCAGCAGGCCCUCCCUCCUACUCAAACCAAACCCAACAUCACGGUUUGAACAAUGGACCACUCCUCAUGUCACAAACUUCAGGGCAAACAAUGACUCCACCGCAGCCUCACCACCAACAUGUGGCUCCAAACACUUCAUCGACCGCUAAGAUUACCCAAACACCGCUUCAUAGAGCUUCGCCUUCCACCCCUUCUUCGGGUACAAAGCCUGGGCCAGGAAACACUUCAAUCAACCCUAAUGCCGCUCCUGGACCUAUUCCGGCCACUACUCCGCUAGUUGUGAGGCAAGACAAUAAUGGUGUACAGUGGAUAGCUUUCGAGUACUCCCGAGACAGAGUUAAGAUGGAGUAUACCAUCCGUUGCGAUGUGGAGUCGGUCACCGUUGAUAAUCUUUCUCACGACUUUAAGACAGAAAACUGCGUGUAUCCCCGUGCUUGCUGCUCCAAGGACCAGUAUCGUGGUAACCGACUGGUAUACGAAACCGAGUGUAAUACUGUGGGCUGGGCUCUGGCAGAAUUGAAUCCGUGUUUACGUGGGAAGAGGGGGUUGAUUCAACGGGCCGUAGACAGCUGGAGAAACUCUAAUCAAGACCCCAGAUUGCGAAGCAGGAGAGUUCGGAGGAUGGCAAAAAUUAACAAUCGCAAAGCGAGUGCACAGGCUGCACAGACCCACCUUGGUGCAGGAUCCCCACAUGGUGUGCCCUCGGCGGGUGUAGGAUUAGGGCUGAAAGGUCCAGGGCUUGUUCCGGGCUCGCAGCCGCAACUUCACCAUCACCACCACCCCGGCACGAAUGAUUCUCCAUCUGCUCAGAAUGGAGAAGAAGAGAUGGGAACUAUGCUGCAUCAUCACCACACCCCACAAUUUGGUGGGGUUCAGGGGCAAAUGCCCUCUGCAAACACUUCAAGAUCCACCUCCGGCCACCUUUCACCGGCCGUAGGUGGGGGGGAGGAAUUUGGCAACGGGCAUGCUAGCCACCACCACCAUCAGGCACCAGCCAGUGGAAAUGAGAUAAGACCGAGACAUGUAUUUCAUGGGUACCCCACUGCAUAUCCGGCAGAAAACGUUGGAGGUGCAUCCAUGCCCCCCUCGAUGCACGAUGGAAUGGAACAGAUGGGACCUUCUUCUAACACUCCUACGGCAGCAACUGCAUCUACUCCCCCGAAUAACACCAACACCUCACUGUUCGGUGACAUUCCGGAUCACAAACGUCGAAAGUUCAUUCUCGUCGAUGAUCCGCACCGUGGCUCGCGCGUUCGUGUCCGUGUGAUGCUUGAUCAGGUUCACAUGCAGGAGAUCCCUGAUUCUUACCGCAAGUCCAACUCUGUGUACCCCCGCUCUUACAUGGCGUCUCAGAUGGAAGACGAUUCACAGACAGAGGUACAAACACAAGUAGUUGUUCCCAUGCUUGAUGGAACUAGCAUGACUAUCGCUCCCCCACCACCAUCUGGGCCCAAGCGCAAGAAGGAGAUGGAUUUGAAUGAACUUGGCUAUAGGAUGUCGUGGAGUCAAUCCAGGGUCUUUGCAGGGAGAACAAUGUUCUUGCAGCGAGCUCGUAGGUCAUAAUGCUCCUUCGUGAUUGUUUGAGAUGUGUCUAACGUUAAUACGGUUUACAGUUGACGCAUAUCGCAACAAGAUGAGGAGUAGUAUGAUGGCAGCAGGUACAGAUGUCACCUCAACAGCGCCCCACCUUGAGACCAGAGCCGGGAAGCGCAGAUGGUUGGAGAGGAGUCGUCGCUCGAAACCCUCCGGAUCCUCAUCCUAA